Passer domesticus (house sparrow) is the source of this 879-nucleotide messenger RNA. Its product is annotated as serine/threonine-protein kinase pim-1-like. The record is from RefSeq and is a predicted model, not a curated record. Lineage: Eukaryota; Metazoa; Chordata; Aves; Passeriformes; Passeridae. Bases 1 to 792 code for a protein of 263 amino acids. Gene Ontology annotation, biological process: protein autophosphorylation. Gene Ontology annotation, cellular component: cytoplasm. Gene Ontology annotation, molecular function: ATP binding; protein serine/threonine kinase activity. The transcript has 7 exons.
AUGAGGCAGCAGUGUGCCCAGGUGGGCAAGAAGGGCAAUGGCUUCUGGCCUGGAUCAGGAAUGGUGUGCAGCGGCAGCAGCGGCAGCGGCAGCGGCAGCGGCAGCAGCGGCAGCGGCAGCGACAGCGAGAGAAAAAACUUUCGAUUUCCUUCUCCUCUCCCUCUCCCGCUUCCCCGGAAGGCGCAGGAGGCCCUGCAGGAGCGGUACCGGCUGGGUUCCCUGCUGGGGCGUGGAGGAUUCGGCAGAGUGUGCUCGGGGACGCGGCUCUCGGACGGCGCCCCGCCCGACGGCACCAGCGCUCCCCUGGAGGUUGUGCUGCAGGACAAGGUGUCCACUGGCUUCCCUGGUGUCGUCCAGCUGCUGGAGUGGCUUGAGCUCCCCAGCGACAUUGUGAUGCGCGACAUCAAAGCAGAGAACAUCCUGGUUGACCUGGCCACCGGGCAGGCCAAAUUGAUUGACUUUGGCUGUGGCACCUACCUACAAGAGACAGCCUACACUCACUUUGCAGGAACACCAUCAUACAGCCCCCCGGAAUGGACCCGCUUUGGCUGGUACCAUGGCGAGCCAGCUACCAUCUGGUCCCUGGGCAUCCUGCUGCACGAGAUGGUCUGUGGGAAGAUGCCUUUCAGGAGGGGCUGGAACUUCAGCUGGGGCCAGCUCUCGCUGCCACAACGGCUCUCUCCAGACUGCCAAAAUCUGAUCGGGUGGUGUUUAUCCAUGCACCCCUUGGCCAGACCCUCAUUAGAAGAGGUGUUCUGUCAUCCUUGGAUGCAGGAUGUUCAUCUGCCCUAGAAGAAGGGAGAGAGCCACAGGCACACUUUGAUCCAUGGCCCUGGUAAGUUACAGCUGCACACAUGCCUUGGCAAUGAGAAGCAAAGG